Molecule: messenger RNA, 603 nt
Organism: Notechis scutatus (mainland tiger snake)
Lineage: Eukaryota; Metazoa; Chordata; Lepidosauria; Squamata; Elapidae
Source: RefSeq, a predicted model, not a curated record
CCGCCGCCCCGGCCCCCGUCGCCGCAGCCGCCCCCGGGCCAGGCCGCCACGCCUCCGUCGGGGGGCAAAACCAAGCGGAAGCGCCCCGGCUCGGACUCCAAGUCGGGCAAGCCCCGGCGGGCGCGGACGGCCUUCACCUACGAGCAGCUGGUGGCGCUGGAGAACAAAUUCAAGGCCACGCGGUACCUGUCCGUGUGCGAGCGCCUCAACCUGGCGCUCUCGCUCAGCCUGACCGAGACGCAGGUCAAGAUCUGGUUCCAGAACCGGCGCACCAAGUGGAAGAAGCAGAACCCCGGCGCCGACACCAGCGCCCCGACGGGCGGAGGAGGCGGCGGGGGCGGCGGAGCCGGCGGGGUGGGCGGCGGGCCCGGCGGGGGCGCGGGGGGCCUCUCCGGGGCGCUCAGCCCGCUCAGCCACUCCCCGCCCAUGGUCAACCACGGCCUGGCCAUGCACGGCCCGCCCGGCGCCUACAGCCACUCGGCCGGCGGGCUGGUGUGCGCCGCCCAGCUGCCCUUCCUGCCCGGCCCGGCCGCCGUGCUCUCGCCCUUCGUGCUGGGCUCGCAGACCUACGGCGCGCCCGCCUUCUACACGCCGCACCUCUGA